Echinops telfairi (small Madagascar hedgehog) is the source of this 5221-nucleotide messenger RNA. RefSeq names its product KIAA1522 ortholog (gene NHSL3). Bases 40 to 3123 code for a protein of 1027 amino acids. Lineage: Eukaryota; Metazoa; Chordata; Mammalia; Afrosoricida; Tenrecidae. Gene Ontology annotation, biological process: cell differentiation. The record is from RefSeq and is a predicted model, not a curated record. The transcript is spliced from 7 exons.
GGCUGGUUAGCUAGGGGACGUCCCCCUGGCGCCGCAGUCAUGGUAGUGUUCCUGGGCCGCCACCUCCCGGCGCUUCUCGGGCUCUUUAAGAAGAAGGGCUCUGCCAAAGCUGAGAAUGACAAACGUCUGAGCACAGGGCCUGGCCAGGGGCCAGGGGCAGGCGUGGAUGAGCAGUCGGACAAUGUCUUCUUCCCGCGUGGGCGGCCGCCUCACUUGGAGGAGCUGCACACACAGGCCCAGGAGGGGCUGCGCUCACUACAGCACCAAGAAAAACAGAAACUGAGCAAGGGGGGUUGGGACCAUGGAGACACCCAGAGCAUCCAGUCCUCGCGGACGGGGCCGGAUGAAGACAGCAUCUCCUUCUGCAGCCAGGCCACGUCCUACACGGGAGAGACCUCCACCGCCGAGGACGCGCUCUCCAUCCGCUCCGAGAUGAUCCAGCGCAGAGGCUCUACCUUCAGACCCCAUGACUCUUUCCCCAAAAAGUCGGGGCGACGGCGGCGCACGCGGCGGAGCACGGUGCUGGGGCUGCCGCAGCACGUGCAGAAGGAACUGGGCCUGCGGAAUGAGCGAGAGGCCCCAGGUACCCCCCGGCCUCCUGGCCCCCGGGAUGCUGUGCGUAUCCCCACAGUGGACGGCCACUCGGCAGGCUUGGCCUCCGGGCCAGGGGUCCGGGUGUCCCUGCAGGCACUGGAGGUGGAGGCUGAAGCGGGGGCUGAGGCCCAGGCGGAGGCCAUGCUGCAGCGCCACAUUGACUCUGUCUAUCGGGAUGACACCCUCGUUGGCCGGUCCACAGGGGCCCGGCCCCCUCCACUGACCCGGCCCAUGUCCCUGGCGGUGCCUGGGCUGACCGGAGGGGUGGGGCCUCCAGAGCCCUUAAGCCCAGCCAUGUCCAUCUCGCCCCAGGCCACUUACCUCUCCAAACUGAUCCCACACGCGGUGCUGCCCCCCACGGUGGACGUGGUGGCCCUGGGCCGCUGCAGUCUGCGCACACUGAGCCGCUGUAGCCUGCUCUCUGCCAGCCCAGCCUCCGUGCGCUCUGUGAGCCGCUUCUCGUCGGCCUCGAGCCCCCGGCCCCACAGCCGCCAUCCUUCCUCCUCCAGCGACACCUGGAGCCACUCGCAGUCCUCAGACACCAUCGUGUCUGACGGCUCUACGCUCUCUUCCAAGGGUGGCUCUGAGGGCCGGCCUGAGAGCUCCGUGGCCAGCACCGGAGUGGCACCCCUUCCCCAGGGGGGCAGCGGGAGGGGCUCUCCCAGUGGGGGCAGCACUGCGGAGGCCUCAGACACAACCAGCAUUCGGAGUGGCGGGCAGCUGUCCAGCCGGAGCGUAUCCCUGCGGAAGCUGAAGCGGCCCCCGCCACCCCCCUGCCGGACCUACUCGCUCCACCAGCGGGGCUCAGCGCCCCCUGAAGGGCCUUUGGGGCUACCACCCAGGCCCGAUCGGAAGCAGCAGUCACAGCAGCCUCGGCCACCCACCACGGGGGGACCCGAAGGAGUGGGGGCAACACCCUGUUCGUCCAGCUCAACAGGUAGCUGGGUGCCUGGCUUGUCUCCAAGUGGCUCCCGGCGACCCCCGCGCUCCCCGGAACGGACACUCUCCCCCUCCAGCGGAUAUUCCAGCCAAAGCGGCACCCCUACCCUCCCUCCCAAGGGCCUGACAGGUGCCCCUGCAUCCCCAGGCAAGGCCCAGCCCCCUAAGCCCGAGCGGGUCACCUCGCUGCGAUCUCCCGGGGUUUCCGUCUCCUCUUCCCUCACUUCCCUGUGCUCCUCUUCCUCCGACCCGGCCCCCUCAGAGCGCUGUGGUUUGCAGAUGUCAACCACUCUGGGUGACAGGUUCGCCAUACCUCCACACCCCAAGGUGCCCGCCCCCUUCUCGCCACCCCCCUUGAAGCCCAAGAACCCUAACCAGGCUGUCCCUGCUCCGGCUGCCCCUGCUCUGGCUUCUGGGCCCGUCUCUACACCUGAUGCCACCCCUGAGGCCCCUCCUGCCUCUCAGACAUCCCUGACCCCACCCCAGGAGUCUCCUGUCGUCUCCAAAGACCAGUCACCCCCACCAUCCCCACCUCCACCUUACCAUCCGCCUCCACCACCCACCAAGAAGCCUGAGGUAGUUGAGGAUCCGCCUGCCGCAGCAACUGCUGAGGAGCCCCUCCAGGACCCCAGCUGGCCCCCACCCCCACCGCCUGCGUCCGACGAGCAGGACCUGUCCAUGGCCGACUUCCCCCCACCCGAGGAGGCCUUUUUCUCUCUGGCUGGCCCCUCGGACCCCCCAGAGCCUGCCUGCUCCCUAGUCACCUUGCCCCCUGCAGCCACUAUCUCUUCCCAGAACCAGCCUCACGGUGCCCCAGAGCCCCCGGCCCCCCCUCCUCUGACUUCCACCUCAGUUCUGGCCAAGCCCCCCCAGAAGGAACUGGCGGGUGGCAGCAAGAGCAGUGGGGCUGCCAGGGAGGACUCAGGCACACCCCUGGUCACUCCCUCGCUCCUGCAGAUGGUGCGGCUGCGCUCUGUGGGCGCGCCCACAUCUGGUCCAGCCCCAGUACCGGGGCCAGCAGCGCCCCAGAAACCACUACGGCGGGCCCUGUCAGGGCGGGCCAGCCCAGUACCUGGCCCCUCCUCGGGGCUGCAUGCAGCCGUCCGACUCAAGGCCUCCAGUCUGGCUGCCAGCGAGGCACUUGCAGGUGCCCAGGCCAACGGGCCAGCUGAGGUUGUGCCGCGGUCACCCCAGUCUCCUGCCCCUGUGGCCAGCUUCAUAUUCUCCAAGGGCACCAAGAAGCUGCUGCGGGAGCGGCCGGGCUCACCCGAGGCCCCUGUGGACCUCCAGCGGAAUCUGGUUGCCGAACUUCGGAGCAUUUCUGAGCAGCGGCCUUCCCAGGCCCCAAAGAAGCCCCUAAAGGCCCCCCCACCUGUGGCCCGCAAGCCCUCUGUGGGAGUGCUCCCGCCCUCCUCCCCUAAUUUUCCUCGGGCUGAGCUCCUUCCUGCGCCUCCCACCAACGGGCUCCUUCACGCUGAGACCAGGACUAAGGGGGAGCCGGCUGAGAAUGGAGGCACUGAGCUGCUGGUGAGCCCAGAGCAUCGGCAGCAGGGCCUGCCUGGCCCAGACCCACCCAAAGAGCUGGUCUGACUGCCUCACUGGCCCUGCUGGCUGGCACACCCCAGGAAAAGAAUCUCAGGGACCUGAGCAGCUCCAAGGACGAGCGGAGCGGGUGGAACCUAACCGCGAGGAAGCCUGCAGCCUUAACCUCACGGCCUUCAAUAUUUAUGCAAGCCUGGUGUGGGUCCCUGGCCCCCAAGUCAUCCAUCGGCCCUCAUGCCUUUUCCCAGAUGGACUCACCUCUGGCGGUAGCCACUGCAGCCCGGGCCUUACUCAUCUAGAGAGGGGGUAGCUGCGCCCCCUGCUGGUCUCGAGGCCACACAAUUGGGACCAGAGCACCUUGCUUGUUUUUUGGUGGUCUUUUUACCUUAUCUGACUGAGCUCAGAAUCAUGCACAUUAUAGUCCAGAAUCCACGCCCUUUGGGACAGUGGCUGCAUGUCCGUCUCCGCCUGGCCCCGAGUCUGUUCAUGUGGCAGCAGCCUCCCUCCCUGCAGCCUGGAGCUGGGACCCACCUGUCCCUGUGCCCUCACCCAGUGUGUGCAUCCCUUAGUUCUUGGAGAUGGGCAGUAUUCCCACAGGCUUCUCCAGGCUGGGGGCAGGGGCAGGUCGGUGGUGGUCCAAAGCACAAUGGGUACAGGGGAGCUUAACCUUCCCUUACCUCAACUUGCCACCACCCACCCUCCUGCCUUCCAGUUCUGCCCCGGUGCGCCAUGGAGGACUGCCAGGGCCCGAGGGCGUGGAGGGUGGCCGGUGCUCAAGGCAUCUGCUCGGCCUUUCACUCCAUCAGGAUGAGGGUGGGGCGGGUGAGCACAGCACACACUGGCAGGGCCUCCUCUUCCAGCUCAGCAGGGAGUCUGAGGCAGUGGCUAGAGAGCUAAUUUGGGGAGCAGGCCAGGCCUGGCCCUGCGGCCUUCACGCUCCCAUCUCUCUUCACUCUUGGUGCGUGUCCUUCCUGCAGUUGCCUCUGCACAGCCACUUCCACUGGGGAUGCGCGCUGGCGUAAGGGGCAGGGAGGGGAGUCAGAGGUGGGUUUUAUUCCAGACACUUCCCUGCCCACUGGAGAGGGCAUGCGUGCUCUCGGAGAGUAUGCUGGGCGGCUGCCCCUGGGUGUUAGCCUCUGCUGCCGAUUCCUCCUCCAGCAGCUGUGCCUAUUUUCCUGUUUCCUGCAUGGGUCACCCCUAGGUAAGCCAGUGGGCUCUCUGAGGCUCGAGCAGUGGCCCUGAUGCCUUGCUCACAGCAGCUGGGUGCCACCCAGGGCCACUCUCCUCAGCAGUGACUCCCCUCUGGAGAGAUGGAGUCCCACCCCUGAUGGGAGCUACAAGCAGGGCAUCCUGGGAGAGCUAUUUCCAGCCUCCUCAGCAUCACUACUGUCUUCUCUCCAUAGCUAGGAACCAAUGUUCUGGCCCUGUCUUGCCUUCUGGGCCAUGGAGAACUGUGCAGGGACACACUGCACAUGCCCAGUAAGCUGAGGCAAGCAGACCAUCAGUAAGCACUUCUGUGCGCAGAGCUCCAAUCGGCCCCCAGGAGCCAGGCCCUGGCCACAGCCUUGGAGCUGCUGGAGGUGGGGGCCUUUGAACUGGUUCAACCCCUUGGUGAAAAGUUGCCUUUCUACCUGGGAUCUACUGACUCAGAAUCUACAUUGUAGCAGGACUCUAUCUAAGCAGCGCUGAGUAUCUUGUUGAAACAGUCGAGAUUCACCUUCAGUGUAUGGGGUGAUGGUGGUGGGGGACGGGCAGCCAGCCUGGUCUGCACCUAUUGGGGGGAGUCGUGAUCCCUCCCUCUCCCUACCCAAUGUUACUUGAGCUCCUUUGUCCUCAGUCAGGAUGUUCCAAGCUUCUUUCCUCUCUGAGGCACAGAGAACAGGAGGGAGGACCUGGAGAGAAUUCUGCCCCCUGGGGUAAAUGAGCCUGUCCUUGCGCAAAGGAGAGACCAAAAGCCUCUGAUUUUCAAUUUCUAUAAAAAUGUUAGAGAGAAAUAUAUAUAUAUAUUUCUUUAAAUUUUGGAGUCUUUGAUAUGUCUAUCCAAACAAUCUAUCCCGUUUGCCCCAGAGCCCGAGUGAGACACGUGACAACACACCGUUAUGUGUUUCAUUGAAAGGUGGUAAUUAAUUAAAGAAUUCAGACUUGG